Messenger RNA from Anthostomella pinea, 465 nucleotides. The record is from the annotation of a GenBank genome assembly. Lineage: Eukaryota; Fungi; Ascomycota; Sordariomycetes; Xylariales; Xylariaceae.
AUGGGUUUCAAUAAUCCCGGAGUCUACGAGAUCAGGCCGUACCAGGCACCCGGUCUGAGCGCCAACUCCUGGGUUGGUGGUCUGGAAGCUGGUGCAGUGGUCAAGACCUAUGCCCGAAGUUCACCUCCUACCGACAAUGCCCUGUGGCAGGUGGCUCUCGUCGCGGGCUCCGGCAGCUCUGCCGAGUACCUGAUCAUCAACGUGCACUCGGGCUAUUUCCUCACGGCCACGGCCGACGGCACUGUCACGUCCACGCCGCAGAUUUCGCCGAGAGACGCUUCGUGCCACUGGACAAUCACAUCGACUCCAACCCAUGGCUACGACGUGUACAAGGUCAACAACAAGGUGUCCAGCCGCGGUCCGCUGAACGUCGCAGGCAGCUCACUCGACGCCGGGGCCGACAUUGGCGUCUAUGGCAACCCAGGUGACGGCGAUAACUGCAAGUGGUAUUUCGAGCCAAAGUAA